GGUCACUCACUCACUUCCUAAAGUCACACUUUGUAGAGAAAGUCUCUCUCUCUCAGACUCUCACUUUCUCUAUCUUUCUCUUCAGCUUGCUCCAAUGCCUACCAGCAAAAGAAAACUCCUCAUCAACAAAGUUUCAGUCAACAUAGGGUGUAGCUGCAGAAAAUCAAAGCUAUGUCACAUAUUCAAUCCAAAGCCAAAACCCAAAACCCCCACAUACCAAAAACACAAAAGCUACCCCUCUUCUUCUUCAAGUUCAUGGGACAAAGACAACACAAACACAAACACAGUGUCUCCAAGCGUUGACUACACAGAGAGUGAUGAUAUAAAGGGCUCAAGGACAGUCAGAGGGUUUGGCAAAAUAGAUAGUGAGAGUGUUGCAGUUGAGAAAGAAUCAGAUGACCCAUAUUUGGAUUUUCGACAGUCAAUGCUCCAAAUGAUAUUGGAGAAUGAAAUAUACUCCAAAGAAGACCUUAGGGAGCUCCUGACUUGUUUUUUGCAGCUGAACUCGCCGUACCACCAUGGAAUCAUUGUUAGAGCUUUCACUGAGAUAUGGAAUGGAGUGUUUUCUGUGAGGUCUAGCUCUCCUAAUCUUUACUUUGGAUGCAAGUCACGUGAGAUUUAGGUGAUGAUGAUGAUGAUAAUGAUGCACUUGGGCACUGAUGGUGUUUCAUGUGCAUGCGCGUGGCUUUGUGUCAACUUUGUAUUUAAUGAUGCAAUCUUGUGAUGUCCAAUUGUCCAUGUAUCAUGUAUCAUGUAUCAUUAUCAUGUAUCUUUGCAAGAUGUGCAAAAACUAGGAUGUGAAUCAAAUAAAUAGCAAAAAAAUUGUAGAACUAAGUUCUAAGUUCUAA
This is a messenger RNA of Quercus lobata, 848 nucleotides long. RefSeq names its product Ovate family protein. NCBI's taxonomy places the organism in Eukaryota, Viridiplantae, Streptophyta, Magnoliopsida, Fagales, Fagaceae. The coding region runs from base 95 to 622 and encodes 175 amino acids. The record is from RefSeq and is a predicted model, not a curated record. The transcript has a single exon. Gene Ontology annotation, biological process: negative regulation of DNA-templated transcription.